AUGAGCACCUCCCAGCACCGAGAGUCUCAUGUUCAAGGGACACCCUCUCAGGAGGUCGCAACCGUCAAUCGCAUUUCGAGUGUUCCAUCAGUCGACGUCGUCCAACCUUCGUGCUCGAGAAGUGCCUCUGUAGUUAGUUCAGUUUUGACGCGUCAGGACGAAGAUAUAUCUUCGAUCAUGAUGCGCGGUGCAACUGAUCUCAGAAAUGCCAAGUUUGAAGUGGAAGAACAACGUCGUGAUAUUGAAUUCCUGCAAUCACAGAUAGAAAGCUUAAAAUGCGAAAAGGAGGAUGCACUUAAACGUUUGCAGGGAAUCAAGCACGCCGCUAAACAGAGCCUAGAGACGACCUCGAAGAGCCUAGAAACCACGAUGAACGAGUUGAAGGCUCAAUCUCAAUCGUCAUUUGAAUUUGUCAUCCAAAGUCGCCAAUCACUGCCCAAUGUACAAGAUCUCCGAGAAACUAUCGCUAACGCUAUGAAAAGUAUCGAACCACUCCUAGACGAAGGCGGACGCUUAGCUCAAGCGUCGACAACUAGGAAUAUCAUCGACAAUCUAGAACUUGAGCGCGAAAAGUCCCAGCAAGUUGCGGAUAUACUUCGAGAUCGCCUCCAAUCUGUGGGAGCAGAGCUUGUCGAUGCCAAAUGUCGCAUUACAGAGUUAGAGGGUGGACAGCUCGCUGAUCGUCAGGCGCUUUUUGCCUCGACGGAUAGCAUCAACACCGCUAGUCAACAGUUUAGUGCAUUGGCGGAGAGGUUAGAGAAGCAACAGCGAGAUAUGUAUGAGAUCUUGGCUACUGCUGCGGACGCAGAAGCAAAGCUAGUGGCCGCUACGGAACAGGUUGCGCAUCUCAAAGCAAUCAUAGUGGAGAAGGACGAUCGACUACGGGCAUUAGAAGAUGUUCAAAGAGAAAAUUUGCACAUGUCCAGCGAGCUCGCUAACCAUGAAACCAGAAUCUCUUCGCUUGCCUUGACUGCUCAGGAGUUGGACACCACGCGCUCCACUUUGCGUGAGCGUGAGACUAGAAUUCGUGUACUGGAGUCGUCCGUGGGUAUCAAAGACGAAGUGAUUUCUGAUAUGAAGACAAGAUUUUCCGUGCUAGAAACUCGAAUAUCCGAGAACUUGGCGGUGAUCUCUGGGCUAGAGGCAGAUCUUCGAGAUCAUCAAAAUCGCCAAACCCUCGCAAGAGAACAAUGUAACGAGAGCGUAAUCCACAUCGGUAAACUACAAGAGGAGCUUCAAGAAUUGCAAGGGAAGCUGGAGAGAAUGCAUCAUGAACGCAAGAUCUGUGACGAGAAGCUGCAGCAAGCCAACUCUCGCUGUCAGACUCUUGAAGAGCGUUUCGAGGACCAGUCAGUGACAUUGAAGAUUACUAGAGAGUCAAAUGGAGACUUGCAGGAGCGCUUGCUUGCCGCCGAGGCGACCCACGCGCGAGAGCUCGAAGCAACGAGGGCGGAGUUGAGCUGCGAAAUUAUCUUGCUCAAAGAGCAGAAAGCGACGUCGCAAGACAAGAUCCGCGACCUAGAACGACAGCUUACAGCUCAGGAUGCCAGAGCCGGGACGCUUAAGGAUGCUUACGAGGAUAAACUGAAGGAACAGAGCAAUACAUACGCUGUCCUCAAGGAGGCAGAAGAGAAACGAGCAACACGUAUUGAUAGCGAACUAGAGCGGUCACGAUCUGCCGCUGAAACUUUGCAAGACAGGCUUACCUUGGCUACAACUGAGUUAAUCGAUCUUCGCUGCCAGUUGAACUUGGCACAAACGGCGUCCCAAUCACAACUGGAACAGAUAAGUGUCCUCCAAUCCAACAUCCAAGACAUGGAAAGAGCUACCCGCGCGCUGUCGGAUCGCGCGAAGACUAUCGACGUUCGCUACAAGAAGGGUGAUUUGGACGAAGAUGAGAAGACAUUUAUACAGAGUCUCAUACAAACUUCGCAGGCGAUACACGAGAAAGAAUUGGUCGCCAAAGGCAAUGAACUUCGUCGCCGAGACAAUAUUAUUAAGGACUUGCGUUCGAAAGUACAUUUAUUGGAAUCCACACUUGCCAAACAUCUUCAAUCUCAGGCCAAGACCAAAAGCGUUACAUUCGUUCCUACGACCACCGCAGCCUUGGAGCAGAAGUCUAUGAUUGAUCCGACAACCUGGAAGUCUUCUGACGCAAGCAGUUCUCCACUUACAUCGCAAGCUCCUGAUAGAGAUGAGCCCUCAACGAAUGUGGACCCCGUUACAAGCAACAAGUCGAUGCCCACCGCUCUACCUCUAGUUGGCCGAACAACCGCCGCUAUUCGGAUGAUUACUGAUCGAACUUUGCCCGUACCAUUUCGACCAGAAGAGUCACAAGUGGUACCUGCUAGCUCUGACACACCUUCUGCGGCGCAUCAACCGUCUCCGCUGGAAGAACCAUCGGACCGUUUUUUUUUCAGAGCACUCGCGAGGGAUUCCUCGGACGAUAUCAUAGAUUUUGAAGAUCCUCCCGCUAGCACUUUGCCUCUGGCAGCAGCCCUCGGCAAGAGAAUCAAAGCUAGCCCCCCGCCUGUGAGCGUUGAACCGAAAGUAGCUAAUCCUAAACCGCCGAAGCGUGCGAGAACAUCAAUUCAUAAACCCGAAGACGCAGCCGUCUCGGUGGUUUCUGGUGACAAGCCUGACCCUCAUAUUGGAGCAUCAAAGACCAGAUCGCGGAAGCGGCGCUGA
Molecule: messenger RNA, 2688 nt
Organism: Fibroporia radiculosa
Lineage: Eukaryota; Fungi; Basidiomycota; Agaricomycetes; Polyporales; Fibroporiaceae
Exons: 20
Coding region: 1-2688 (895 amino acids)
Source: RefSeq, a predicted model, not a curated record